Messenger RNA from Fonsecaea erecta, 1317 nucleotides. RefSeq lists its product as hypothetical. Lineage: Eukaryota; Fungi; Ascomycota; Eurotiomycetes; Chaetothyriales; Herpotrichiellaceae. The transcript has 3 exons. Gene Ontology annotation, molecular function: monooxygenase activity; FAD binding. Gene Ontology annotation, biological process: secondary metabolite biosynthetic process. The coding region runs from base 1 to 1317 and encodes 438 amino acids. The record is from RefSeq and is a predicted model, not a curated record.
AUGUCUCCCCAUGCCGUCAACGACCCAGUGAUUGACGUGGUUAUUGUGGGUGCCGGUAUCGCUGGUCUCGCGGCGGCACUCGCGAUCCACGACGCUGGACACCGCGUCACCAUCGUUGAAGGCGCGUCUGUCCUUCGUGAAAUUGGCGCCGGAGUCUUGAUAUCCAGCAAUGCGACUCGCGAACUCAUCCGCUGGGGCAUCGAAGACGACUUGACAGAUGUCGUUGUCCAGAGCAGGAUCUCAAGGGUACUGAGAUGGGAUGAUGGAAAGGUGCUCAGUGAGGUCAAAAUGGAUCCCAAUGUGGCGCUCAAGAAGUACCACGCGCCUGUGUGGAUGCUUCAUCGCGCUGACCUUCACACGGCAAUGCUGAAGAAGGUGCAGAGCUUGGGGAUUGAGAUCAGGCUAGGGUCGAGAGUGGUCGAUGCCGACGUGGUCAAGCCGAGCGUGACUCUCGCGUCUGGAGAAGUGUUGGACUGCGACUUUAUUGUUGGAGCAGAUGGUGUCAAGAGCAAGAUGCGGGACAUCAUCUCGCAGAAGUCCGUUCCUGCAUUGCCCACUGGAGACUAUGCCUUUCAAUUUGCUCUGGAAAUUGAACAGUACAAGGACGAUCCAGUGAUUGCGCCGUUGGUGGAAGGCCAUGCAGCAACUGCCUGGUGGGGACCAGGCAGGCAUGUCAUCGGGACGCUGCUUCGUGGCGAGAAGCUCUUCAAUUGUGUUGCAGUCUUCCCCGACGAUGGCUCUCUCGGUGACGAGCACAAGCAACUCGGAGCAGAUGUCGAUGAAUUGCGACGGAACUUCAGCGACUGGUGUCCUGCUGUCCGCACCAUCCUCUUCCACGCAGAUCCCAGCUCCAUCGUGAAAUGGAAGCUUCAAGAUCUCGAUCCGCUAGAGUCCUGGCACCGUGGGCACGCCGUUCUUGUCGGCGACGCGUGCCAUCCCAUGUUACCGUACCUGGCUCAAGGGUCUGCUCAGGCGAUCGAGGACGGUGCUGUCCUUGCUCAAUGCCUCGCCCACCUGCCUCUUGACCGGGUUGGCCCCGCGUUCCAGGACUUACGGUUUUCACGCGCCACACAGAUCCAGCGGAAUGCACGCAAGCAAAAAACCGAGAACCACUACCCGGAUGGGCCGGAGCAGCGGGCGCGGGACGAGAGGCUCAAGGACCCGGCGCAGGUCAGGGCGUGGCAGUGGGAGCCGGUGGCAGGCAAGCCGGCGAAAAGCUGGAAUGACGGCCUGUUUGGGUAUGAUUCAAAGACGGAAUGUGAGGAGUAUCUCAGGGAGCAUGAUGUCGGUCGAAGACUGGAGCAACAGGCGAUAUAG